AUGGGUCUUAUGGUGUUCAGGGACAUGAGAAAAGGGGAUGUUGCUCACGGUGAGGGAUUAGUUAGGAAAAUGUUGAAAGAUGGGUUGUUACCUGAUUCUGCUAUUUAUACUUUGAUUAUUGAUAGGCAUUUUAAGAGAGGCGAUAUGGAUAGGGCGCUUAAGUAUUUAUCUGAGAUGCUUGCAAGGGGCAUUAGACUUGAUAUAGUGACUUAUGGGGCUUUUAUAUGUGGGCUUUGUGCUGGGGAUAAACUGGAAGGCGCAGUUGAGUUAAGGAUCAUAUGGUCAAGAACGGAUUACCUCCGAAUAAUAUGA
Messenger RNA from Fraxinus pennsylvanica, 312 nucleotides. Lineage: Eukaryota; Viridiplantae; Streptophyta; Magnoliopsida; Lamiales; Oleaceae. The record is from the annotation of a GenBank genome assembly.